Messenger RNA from Daucus carota subsp. sativus, 1699 nucleotides. RefSeq names its product probable protein phosphatase 2C 23. The record is from RefSeq and is a predicted model, not a curated record. Gene Ontology annotation, biological process: protein dephosphorylation. The coding region runs from base 35 to 1699 and encodes 554 amino acids. The transcript is spliced from 4 exons. Gene Ontology annotation, molecular function: protein serine/threonine phosphatase activity. NCBI's taxonomy places the organism in Eukaryota, Viridiplantae, Streptophyta, Magnoliopsida, Apiales, Apiaceae.
UGUUAUAUCAAAACAGUAAAAUACAUUGUGUAGUAUGGGUAACGGGGUAGGAAAACUCGAUCGGUGUUUCGCCGGAGAUGUUUCGGGGAGACACCACAACAUUUCAGACCCGCUCGAUGAAGGCUUGGGCCACUCGUUCUGUUACAUUCAUCCGGAUUCAUCUAAGGCCUAUUCGGAUGAAUUUUCGGUGCCGUUUCGAAUGAUCUCGGGUGCUUCCAUCAGUGCUAAUACUUUUACACCGCUCACCACCACACUCAUUGAUCCUUUCUCGACAUGCACCAACUCUGGGAGUCUUGAUAAGGCGUCUUCUUUCGAGAGCUCUCAUUCGUUUGCUUCUGUUCCUCUCCAGCCCGUUCCUGGUAAAUCUGGACCAAUCGAUGGAGGAUUUUUAUCGGGCCCCAUUGAACGGAGUUCCAUCUUGAGCCUGGAGAGAAAUCAUGGUGAUGAUCAGUUGUCGAAGCGCGGAUGUAAAUUUCAUAAAUGUUGUUUGAUCUCCAAAAGCCUGAAGAAGGCUAUGUUAAAAUCAAAUCUAAAAUUGUCUAGGGGCAAGAAAGUCAUUUGCUGGCCUGAUGGUAACAGCAAUGAGACUGUUAUGGAUGCCAGUGUUGGUGAUCAUGAUGAAGGAGGCGAAGAAUUUUCUGAAAAUCGAAAGGUUGAAUGGGCUCAAGGAAAGGCUGGCGAAGAUCGUGUGCAUGUGGUUGUGUCUGAGGAACAUGGCUGGGUUUUUGUUGGGAUUUAUGACGGCUUCAAUGGUCCUGAUGCUACCGAUUUUCUCCUCAGUAACCUUUAUUCUAAUGUUUACAAGGAGCUCAAAGGGUUACUAUGGAAUGACAAACCUGGAUCCGCUGCUGAUGGUGCCCCGAAUGGAUCGGUGAAACACUCGGAUGUAUUGAAAGCGCUUUCUGAGGCCUUGAGGAAAGCAGAAGAGUCGUUUUUGGAGAUCACUGAUACAAUGGUCACCGACAAUCCGGAGCUAGCUCUGAUGGGUUCUUGUGUUCUGGUGAUGUUAAUGAAAGGUGACGAUGUUUACUUGAUGAAUGUGGGGGAUAGUAGGGCUGUUCUGGCUCAAAAGCAGCCUCAUUUGGAACGCAUUGUCGAGGAGGACUCGAAUGAUGGCGAGAACAACAAAAUUGGUGCAUUCAACAGAGUUUCGAGUUUGGCUGCUUCCCAGUUAACCUUUGAUCAUUGUACAUCAGUGCAAGAGGAAGUUGAGAGGAUCAAAAGUGAACAUAUGGAUGAUUCUUCAGCCAUAAUGAAGAAUCGGGUGAAAGGUUCUCUCAAGGUCACUCGUGCUUUCGGAGCUGGAUUUCUGAAACAGCCUAAAUGGAACAAUGCACUUCUGGAAAUGUUCAGGAUCGACUACGUGGGAAAUUCUCCUUACCUUAACUGUUCCCCGUGUCUUGGUCACCACAGACUCGGCCCAAAGGACAAAUUCUUAAUCUUAUCUUCGGAUGGACUAUACCAGUACUUCACAAACGAAGAAGCUGUUGCCGAAGUUGAGGUCUUCAACUUCUUAUUCCCCGAGGGAGACCCUGCGCAACAUCUGGUCGAAGAAGUACUCAUCCGCGCUGCUGAGAAAGCAGGAUUGAAGUUCCAUGAGUUGCUUAACAUCCCACAAGGCGAGAGAAGAAAGUACCAUGAUGAUGUUUCGGUGGUGAUCAUUUCAUUUGAGGGGAGGGUUUGGCGUUCAUCGCUUUAA